Molecule: messenger RNA, 1305 nt
Organism: Gopherus flavomarginatus (Mexican gopher tortoise)
Lineage: Eukaryota; Metazoa; Chordata; Testudines; Testudinidae
Product: tigger transposable element-derived protein 1-like
Cellular component (GO): nucleus
Molecular function (GO): DNA binding
Source: RefSeq, a predicted model, not a curated record
AUGACCAUCGUGAAUGACAAGAUAAGAAUUCAGGAACAUGUCAAGGGCUUGGCUCCUAUGCAAUCACCUGCGAUAACUAAGCAGCAUGUUGGACUUAUUGCUCAGGUUGGGAACCUGUUAACCAUUUGGCUGGAGAAUCAAAACCAACACCAUGCUCCUGUGAGUUUAGGCAUAAUUCAGGAAAAGACUGGGAGUCUUUAUGGUGAUCUAAAGAAAAAACAGGGGGAGAAUUCUAAUACUGAGCCUUUUAAUGCAAGAAGAGGGUGGUCUAUCCAUUUUAAAGUCAGGGCCAAUUUGUACAACAUCAAGGUCUCAGGUGAAGCUGCCAGUGCUGAUGAGGAGGCAGCUUGUGCUUUUCCUGAGACAUUGACUGAAAUCAUUGAAGAGGGUGGGUAUUGUGCUCAGCAAGUUUUUAAUGUUGACGAAAUUGGGCUUUUUUGGAAAAAAAUGCCAUCAAGAAUUGCCAAAGAGGAGAAAUUCAUGCCAGGGUAUAAAACUGCUAAAGAUAGGCUCACUCUUCUGCUCUGUGCAAAUGCUGCAGGAGACUUGAAACUUAAACCUUUGCUUGUGUACCGUUUGGAAAACUCCAGGGCUUUCAAGGGAUAUUCCAAGGCAUUUCUCCCAGUGAUAUAGAAAUCCAAUCCUAAGGCGGUGGUCAAUAAGAACAUUCUUGAGUUUAAUCAUCAUUUUGUGCCAAGUGUCAGGGAUUUUUGCAGCAAAAACAGUCUAGCAUUUAAAAAAUUGUUAAUCCUCAACAAUGCUCCUGGUCAUCCAAACAUCCUUGAUUACAUGCAUCCUGACAUCAAAGUGGUGUUUCUGCCCCCUUCCCCCCCCAAUGCAACCUCAUUGUUGCAACCCAUGGACCAGGGGGUAUUUGCACCCUUCAAGGCCUACUAUCUUAGGAGCACAUUCUCCCAGGCCAUCAGGGCAACUGAGAAGGAAAGUGGACCAACUCUGAAGGAAUUCUGGAAGGGCUUCAACAUUUACCAUGCAGUUAAGAACAUUGGAGAGGCAUGGAAUGAAGUCAAACAAUCCAAUUUGAAUGGUGUUUGGAGAAAAUUGUGUUCUGAGUUUGUGUCUGACUUCCAAGGCUUUACAGACACUGUUGAAGAGGUGACCAAAAAUUUUGCUGAAACGGGAAAAGAACUCAACUUAGACGUUGUACCAGAGGAUGUUGAUGAGUUGCUGGCAUCACAUUCUGAAGAAUUAACUAAUGAGGACCUCAUUGAAUUGGAACAGCAAAAAGUGGCAGAGGAAGAAGAUGAUUCCCCUGUUGUUGAAGAGACUCCUUUUGUAAAGUCCUGA